Messenger RNA from Cucumis sativus (cucumber), 1468 nucleotides. RefSeq names its product flavonol synthase/flavanone 3-hydroxylase. NCBI's taxonomy places the organism in Eukaryota, Viridiplantae, Streptophyta, Magnoliopsida, Cucurbitales, Cucurbitaceae. The record is from RefSeq and is a predicted model, not a curated record. Gene Ontology annotation, molecular function: dioxygenase activity. The transcript is spliced from 3 exons. Bases 242 to 1309 code for a protein of 355 amino acids.
AAUGCAUUACUAAUCUUUGUUCAACAACGCUUAAAUCUCAAAUUUGCCGCUGCGCUAAUUACAGUUUCACUAAAUUGGUUUAACCACAAAUCAAAAUCUUUAUCUUCUCCAUAAACCAUGAACAUUACUGCAAUUCCGUCCACCUUCACUCCUCCUAACUCCUUAACAACAACAAUGGCCAUAAUAAUCUCAUCAACGAUCAUUGCUUUCCACUUACAGUUUCAUCCUACACGCUUCAACCAUGGACCAAGACACCUUGGUCGUGGAUUCUUCCUUCAUCCAACCCAUCCAGCACCGCCCCAAACUCUAUCCCUUCCAACCGGCCACCGACCAAGUCCCAACCAUAGAUCUCUCCAUCUCCCCCUCUCGCACCACCCAACACCUUGUCUCUGAAAUAGCCUCUGCCUGCCAGAACUGGGGUUUCUUCCAGGUAAUCAACCAUGGAGUUUCACUCGAGACGCUCGCGCGAUUCGAGAAAGCUGCCAAGUUAUUUUUUGACCAGACGAUGGAGGAGAAAAGGAAGGUGAAGAGAGAUGCAGGUAAUGCUGUGGGAUUUUAUGACGGUGAGAAUACGAAAAACGUUAGAGAUUGGAAGGAGGUCUUUGAUUUCUUGGUUAAGGAUGGGACGUUCUUUCCAGCUUCGCAUGAUCCAAAUGAUACGAAAUUGAAGGUAUUGUUUAAUCAUUGGCCGGAAUAUCCCCCUGGAUUUAGGGAAAUGUGCGAGGAGUAUGCCAGAGAGUUGGAAUUGCUAGCACAUAAGCUACUGAGGUUGAUUCUUUUGAGUCUAGGCUUAUCUGGUGCUGAUGGAUUGAAGGGCUAUUUCAAUGACGAGCAAAUGAGCUUGAUGAGGUUGAAUCGGUACCCUCCAUGUCCGUCUCCGGAUCUUGUGCUCGGCGUAGGCCGUCACAAAGAUUCUGGUGCCUUGACAAUCCUUGCUCAAGAUGCUGUUGGAGGGCUGCAAGUGAGGAGAAAAUCAGAUGGACAGUGGAUUCCUGUCAAACCAAUCCCAAAUGCCUAUAUCGUUAACAUUGGCGAUGUUGUUCAAGUUUGGAGCAAUGACAAAUAUGAAAGUGUGGAGCACAGAGUGGUGGUGAAUAGUGAGAAAGAAAGGUAUUCGUUUCCAUUUUUCUUCUUUCCAGCUCACCAUAUGAUGGUGAAGCCAUUGGAGGAGGUUGUGGAUGAGCAAAACCCACCAAAAUACAGAGAAUACAACUUCGGAAAGUUUAUUGCUUCGAGGAGCCACGGUAACGAGAACCAAGAAGUGGAAAACAUCCAAAUUCAUCAUUUCAGGGCCAGGCUGCAUCAAUAAUGUCAUCACACAUUAAUGCCUGUAUUGCUAUUUAUUUAUUAAUGCAUUUAGGGACCAUUUUGUCUUUAUAAUUCAGUGGCUGUAAGUUUGUAACGUCUAAUCUUUCUCUCCUCCAACAAAAAUAUCUCACAAUCAAUGUUCACCGCUUAUCUUACCAAA